This is a messenger RNA of Tetrahymena thermophila SB210, 891 nucleotides long. Its product is annotated as JAB1/Mov34/MPN/PAD-1 ubiquitin protease. Gene Ontology annotation, molecular function: translation initiation factor activity; metallopeptidase activity; translation initiation factor binding. Gene Ontology annotation, cellular component: eukaryotic translation initiation factor 3 complex, eIF3m. Gene Ontology annotation, biological process: translational initiation. The transcript has 5 exons. NCBI's taxonomy places the organism in Eukaryota, Ciliophora, Oligohymenophorea, Hymenostomatida, Tetrahymenidae. The record is from RefSeq and is a predicted model, not a curated record.
AUGAGCGACGAAUUAUUAAGUUUAAAUCUUGGUCAAUCUUAAAACACCGUUAAAGUCCACCCCAUAGUUCCCCUUUCUAUUUUAGAAUAUACCUAUCGUAACUACGGUUAAAAGGUUAUGGGAAGUCUUUUGGGUAUAGUUCAUUCUUCUUAUAUUGAAGUCACAAACUGUUAUGCUGUCCCUCAAGAAAAAUCUGAAAAGAGUGAAGAUUUCAAACUCGAUGCAAAUUAUCACAAUCUUAUGUACAAUCAUAACACUACCGUCUACCCCUAAGAAAGUCUUGUUGGUGCUUUUGUUAUUGAAUCUGCAAAUUUUGAAAAUGAUUUGAUUCACCUCACUAAUUUCUAUAGUUAAAAGGAUGUUGGUUUUGCUAGUCAACCUGGUUUGAGCUCUCCUAUCAUUCUUUCAAUUGACCCUAAGCUUAAGAGUGGAUCUUUUAAUCUUAAGGUAUUGUCUUAUGAUAAGUAAUUAGAUAUGUGCAAAUAUGCUAGUAUUUUGCCUUUUAAAAACAUUCCCGUUACCGUUGAAUUUAGUGAUGAAAAGCUCCACGAAAUUCCUCAAUUUAUCUAAACUUAAAGCUCAGAAUAAGUAAUUAAUACUCAAUUCUUACAAGUUGGUAGUGUCAAAGCUCUCCUAACUGAACUCCUUUCAAAUUUAUCUACUAUUUAAAAGAAGAUAUAGAAUAUUGUCGAUGGCAAGGCUGAAUCUGAUGAUAAUUUGGGCAAAUAAGUUAAGAAAUUGUUAAAUUUUGUUCCUACUAUUUCAUAAGAAGAUUUCGAAAAGGGUUUAUCCAAGGCUAAUCAAGAUGCCAUAUUAAUUAGCUUUGUUGCAAACUUAGCUAAGACCUAAUCUUUAAUUACAGAAAAGCUUAAUCAAAUUAGUAUUUAAUGA